GAGCCUAUAUCUAUAUACAAAAGCUCGCGUAACUACGUGGCUUACUGAACUCGCGGCUUUUCGGUACGCAGUCGCGAGAGCUAAAAAUGUGCUCCUUAGACUGAUCCAGAGCUGAUCGUUCAUAGCGUAACCAAAUGAUGGAAAAUCAAGAGAGCGGCUACAAUCGUCAAGAUAGAAAACUCGAAAGCAUCGCCGACUCUGCCGCGCUCUGUCCGAAAAAGUCUCAGGAGCAAGCGUUGACCUGUUGGCUGUACGUUUCGCGCAGUGAGCAGCUAGCGGGUCAGGAGCACGGCUUACCGCGAGCCAGCCUCGAGGAGACGAUACGCGCCGUCGAGCCCACUUCAGCCUGGCACGUCUCCGAGACGCAGUGCGGCCUGAUCGCCGGCUUUGCGCGAGAGGCCGACGCCGACAAGCUUCUCCAGCGCGGCGACCUCGAGGCGCUUUUCGGAUGCGCUGUUCAGGUCGCUCGUUUUUCCGAUCGAGACUCUCGCUACCGGCAAGCCGUUCUCCUGCGCGACGUUCCUUGGGCCAUUCCCAUUCAGGAUGUUAAUUCAGCGCUGGCCAGACAAGGCAUCGCCACCGGAAGCGUUGAACGAUUGCGCCAUUACGUGCGCGUCGAGGUCCUCGACUCGAGCCAAUACGAGCAGCUGCUGCGCGACGGUCUGAACUUCUACGGAGCCAGCUUCGUCGCGAUCCCCGAGCGCUGGUGGCGCGGUAACACCACCUCCGGGGCUGCAGGUCCGCAGAAUGGCCAGAUCCCGGAAGUUCCUUCCAACCAGCCGCCGACGGAGGACGUUCUCCAGUGCUACCGCUGCCAGGGCUUCUGGCACGUCGCCGCCAACUGCCGUCAUCUGCCGCGAUGCGUUCGCUGCGGCGAGUACCACAGCGUCGACUUUUGUCCCCGGCCGAGGAACAAUCCGAUAUGCUGCCAUUGCUCCGGGCCGCAUCAUGCCGUUAUUUCCUCCUCGCGCCACGACAUUCUUACCAGCGCAAAAGCAGCAGCGAUCUCAAGCGACGACUUUUCGUCAUCUCGUUCAAGGCUACCGCCAGUGUCCCGUGCGGCUGCAGCUCCUGAACUCGACGCCGGUCAGCCUGACUCUCAGCACCAACCGGUUCAACUCGGCCUCGAACCAUCUGCUCUUUCCUCAGGGAAAAUCCGGCAAUGGGAAUAACGCCACCGCCGCCAACAACAAUAAUGCCUCGGCACCGGCUACCCAGAGAUCCAAUCCGUCCGUCUGAGGACGAGUGCGGUUUGCGGCGACCGAAAUUACCGGCUCUCGAUUUUUUACCGAUUUUUUUGCCUUUUACACGCGACAAGCUCUCAAGAACGCCUGACGCUGCUGCCGAAUAACUUUUUUACGCCCACUUAUUUUCUUACGCAUCUUUUUGUACCCCCGCGCGAAUUCGCUUGCGACGUCGCAUAGCGAAAUACCGAGAGCACACAGUGUACAAGAAAACGAUUUCUAUUGUAAUACAAGUACACACCGAGUGCAAUAAAGACGAGAUAAACAGA
Messenger RNA from Nasonia vitripennis (jewel wasp), 1513 nucleotides. RefSeq lists its product as uncharacterized. Bases 135 to 1172 code for a protein of 345 amino acids. NCBI's taxonomy places the organism in Eukaryota, Metazoa, Arthropoda, Insecta, Hymenoptera, Pteromalidae. The record is from RefSeq and is a predicted model, not a curated record. The transcript has 5 exons.